CUUGUAGGAAACAGUUAUUAUUUACCAACUCAAAUUUCCUUUGUACAACAUCCUUUUCGUCUAGAAUAGCUACAGAAGUACAACAACUGAAUUUUCUGAAAUUGAAACUGAAGACAUACAGAGGAAACAAAAGCAGAAGCACUGAGAACGUCACCUGAAAUUUGCAGCUGUCUCCGGCUAAGAAACCAGUUCAAAGCCAGAGGAAGGUCUGAGUCUCAGAACUGGGAUGCCCAGCUGCUUCUCCAGCCUCUCCUCACCCUGUGGGAUUCACAGACGAACACUCCUGCCUGCCCACACGCUGAAGAGCUAAGAGGAACCGCGACCGGCGCCUCCGGCCCUCCGCCAGCAGCACCAGCUUCCCAUCACAGGAAAUACCCACACGUUUCAUCGCUUCUCAGCAGCGCGCUACGGGAGCCGGGGGCAAGACGAAGCGCAAAUGAAAGCCACAACCAACUUCAGCUAUGCUAGGAACAACAGCAACUGCACCAGCGAUAGCAGAAUCAGUCAAGUCAUUUUUCCUUUGCUUUACACAAUUCUGUUCCUGGUGGGUCUCACCAUGAAUGGCCUGGCAAUGUGGGUCUUCUUUAAAAUAUCCAGUAAAUCUAAUUUCAUCAUCUUCCUCAAGAACACUGUCAUUUCUGACUUGCUUAUGAUCUUGACUUUUCCAUUUAAAAUCCUGAGCGAUGCGAAGUUGGUAUCAUGGGUACUGAGAGGAUUUGUGUGCCAGGUCACCCAGGUUGUAUUUUACUUCACCAUGUACAUCAGCAUUUUGUUUCUUGGUCUAAUAACUAUCGAUCGCUAUCAGAAAGCCUCUUCGCCGUUCAGAACAUCAACACCAAGGAGCCUUUUAGGUGCCAAGAUCCUGUCCACAGCUAUUUGGAUAUCAAUGUUUGCUCUUUCAUUACCCAACAUGAUUCUAACAAACAAAGAGAAAACACUUGAGAACGUAAAAAAGUGUGCUCGCUUGAAAUCCAACUUUGGCUUAGUCUGGCACGAAACUGUAAACUACAUUUGUCAACUUAUCUUCUGGAUUAAUUUAGCAGUCAUAGUUGUAUGCUACAUACUCAUAAGUAAAGAACUGUACAAAUCAUAUAAAAGGACAAGGUGCACAGGAAAAGCAUCCAAAAAGACUGUAAAUCUGAAGGUUUUCAUCAUUAUUGCGGUGUUCUUUAUUUGUUUUGUGCCGUUCCACUUCACUAGAAUCCCCUACACAUUGAGCCAAACAAGAGACGUGUUUGAAUGCUCUGCUCGGAACACCUUGUUCUAUUUAAAAGAGAGCACUUUGUGGCUGACAUCACUAAAUGCUUGCCUAGAUCCAUUCAUAUACUUUUUCCUUUGCAAGUCAUUUAGAAAGUCCUUGCUAGACAUGCUGUGCAAACACACAGCAUUGUCAGAACUCAGAGCUCAGAUGAAGGAGUCGAACGAAGGAGAUGACACAGACGAGACACCACUCUAGAGCUAAGAACUACCCAUAUCCCUUCUCAGCCACGUACGUUUAUUGGUGGGAGGAAGCAACACAAAAUCCUGUGAAGAAUAUAUAGAAUUUCACCAACUUCUUCAGAAAUUGGUCCUACAGACAAAGCACAAGCACCCUGGAACCCACCAUCACUGGCUGCAAAAAUGGUGAAACUAGAGAGCUUGAAAAAAGCCCAGAGCACCAACUGAUCACAACCUCCACGCUCGUCAGAACUGCUAGGAAGAAGUUUGAACUUACAAUUGGGGCUGAAAGGAAAAAAUUAAUACAAUGUCAUGAAAUGCUACAGACGAAAUUAUGAACUGCAAAGAUUUUGCAGAAAUGGCUUAACUUGGGCCAGAAUAAAGUUCAUAAUAAUACAGGAUCUGGGAGAUGCAAUUAAAAUCCACAGUAAGCGUGAUAUUUUAAAUACAGGGAGUUGUCACCUUGUAUGCAACUGGCAGACAACAGAAAUAGGACAUAUGUAGAUAAGCUAUUUAUCUGUGCGGAUUUUUGGUAACAGAAUAACAUUUUGUUUAUCUCAUUAUAUGCUUGCAGUUCUUAAUCCAUUGACCAAUAAUUAAUAGUUGUAUGUCAGAGGAAAUUACUUCAUAAUCAGACUUAUCUUUAUGUGAAUUAAAUCUUCAAAUACUUCACCUUACUAUAUGAAAAAUAAACAGAAAUGUACACUUUUA
This is a messenger RNA of Calidris pugnax (ruff), 2148 nucleotides long. It is a transcript of the gene P2RY12, whose product is annotated as purinergic receptor P2Y, G-protein coupled, 12. NCBI's taxonomy places the organism in Eukaryota, Metazoa, Chordata, Aves, Charadriiformes, Scolopacidae. The record is from RefSeq and is a predicted model, not a curated record. Gene Ontology annotation, biological process: blood coagulation; G protein-coupled receptor signaling pathway. The transcript is spliced from 3 exons. Gene Ontology annotation, molecular function: G protein-coupled purinergic nucleotide receptor activity. The coding region runs from base 437 to 1456 and encodes 339 amino acids. Gene Ontology annotation, cellular component: membrane.